UCUCCUACAAUCGAUUGAUGAAAGUUCGUGAAAGACAGGGCAGAGGGAAAAGCCAAGAGUGACAGAAUAGGGAUGAGCAUUUCAUUUUGGUGUAAUAAAACUAUACUAAAUAUACGACGUCCAUUUCCUGCGUUAUGUGAAAUCGUACCUGAAAGUUAUUACAUUAUUAUAGGUUCUGCUACCAAGAUAUAUUUAUAGGUUACACGCCGGUUAGAUCUCAUGUAUUUCAACGUAAAAUGAUUGUAUAUUAUCAUUAUUUAUUGAAAUGAAGCUGAUGGUUUUGUGUCGAGUGAAGGGUUCAGUGAUUCCGUAGGCAAGUCGCGAGUGCGCAGAAUUCAUCAACUUUUGUGGUUCAAAAGACAAAAUAGGAACGAGGAUCGUGUCAUUUGCUGAAUGGGAAGUCAACAGGUGUGAUCCAGAAUUGAAAUGACAUUCUUAAAUCUGUGUUACGUCAAAUCUUGAAAAAAAUCUUCUUGAAUGUUUACAGAAGAUAUAAUAUGCUUACGUAGCUUGAUAACGUUAACGGCAACGUUUAGAUAGGAAAUCGAAGCAGAAGAAGGUUGUUCUCCGAACGCUACGUUUUGUGAAUAGAGGUCGAAGAUGCCGCUGAAAUUUUGUGCCAACCUUUCUUUUAUGUUUCAAGAAACUGCAUCUCUCUUGGAGAGGUACGGUUUAGCUAAACAGGCUGGGUUUCGUGCUGUUGAAUGCGCUUUUCCGUACGACUUUUCGACUGAGGAUGUUGUAGCCGCUAAGAAAAAUGCGGGUGUGGAGCAAGUUUUAAUCAACGUAUUUGUUGGUGAUGUGACUAAAGGAGAACUCGGAUUCGCUGCCUUGCCAGGACAAGAAGAAGAAUUUAAAAACAGUAUUUCAUUAGCUAUAAAAUAUGCAAAAGCUCUUGAGUGUCCCAGAAUACACAUUAUGUCAGGACGGGUAGAAGAUGUUACAAGAGAAAAUGCUGAUACGUAUGAAAAAAAUAUUAGAUACGCCACAUCACUGUUGGAGAAGGAAAAUAUUGUUGGACUAAUUGAACCAAUAAAUCCAUAUUCUGUGCCAAAGUAUUACAUGAACAGUUAUGAAAAAGGUUUAGAAUUGGUCAAAAAGAUUAACAGCCCAAAUUUGAAGCUAAUGAUGGAUUUGUUUCAUCUUCAACAUCUGAGAGGAAACUUAACUCAUAAUAUUGAGGAUCUUCUACCUUAUGUUGGUCACAUCCAGAUAGCACAGGUGCCUCACAGACAUGAACCAGAUACUAAUGGAGAAAUUAACUACCAAUAUGUUUUUUCUGUCCUUGAAAAGAAUGGGUACAAUGGAUGGAUUGGUCUCGAAUAUAAACCACUCGAAGCCACUGCUGUUGGACUGAAAUGGAUUCGCAAUUUUGGAUACAGUCUAUGAGCCAUAUUUGUUGUGCACUGGGAAAUUUUCAUUACAAUUUUUCAUUCAUACAAUGUUAAAAGUAAUUGCACUGAAUUUUUUAAAUACUUCAGUAAUUCACAUCUGGGUUGCAAUGUCAAACAUAUUGAUUUGGGAAAUGAGUGAAAUGGUAAGAAAAUACUUGAAGAGGGUCCAAUGAGAAAUGUGUAGGUCCACUUUAUGUGUUAAAUGCUGUAUCAUUUCAUUUCAACUGCUCUGUAUUGUUCAAUUCUUUCCAUUUUAAAUAUUAAAAAUUCGGAAUAUCAAGUUGGUAAUAACCAAAUGCUCAAGUCUUCAUUCAACUAGCAUGCAUCACUUUCUCUCUUGCUCUCUUGCGAUUUUUAAUUCAAGUUUCAAUUAUCAAAGUUUUAAUAAAUGAUAAAAGAUGUUUUUUCGUAUUGAUAAUAUAACAUUUUCUUCAAAUUGUUGUUGCAAUUAUUAUUGUUGAUGUUGUUGUUACUGUUGUACUGUAUUUUGUGAUAGUUAAAAUUUUCAAAUUUUAUUUCAGAAUUAUGAAUAUACAUUUGUUGAAACCAGUUGCUAUUUCUGAAAUUUGUCAUUAAAUUAAUUUUUGCAUUUCUUUCACUUGUAAAUAGAACUUUCCUUUCUGAUUCCCUAAUAUAACAACAUGAAGCGACUUUGGAAAAAGUAUAUUUCGAAAGAGCUCCUUUAGCUGAUAUUUGCAGUUCACACUAACCUACAAAAUUCAUGAAUGUUUUACGUACAAGUCCUUACAUUCUAUUACAAUCGGAUAGUUUCCCAACACUGCCACAUUACAAACUGAGUUACCAAAAAAGCUGUUAAUGGAAAGUGGGAGUUAUUACCAUGUUUUUUAAACACAGCUUAUUGGGCGAAAGUGAACAUUGUUUUUCAAAACCAACAUGAGGGUACUUGGGAGGCAGCAGCAAGAUAUCUUUACAAAGUGUCUAUAAACAUACAGAAUGAACAAAUUUGUUAUAUAUUAUUUCCUAUUUCAUAAUUUCGCGUAUUUGGCCUUGAUAGCCACUGAAC
Gryllus bimaculatus (two-spotted cricket) is the source of this 2418-nucleotide messenger RNA. NCBI's taxonomy places the organism in Eukaryota, Metazoa, Arthropoda, Insecta, Orthoptera, Gryllidae. The record is from the annotation of a GenBank genome assembly.